CAUAAUCAUGAUCUCAUCGCCGACUGAACCACCCGCCGGCGGUCUUCGCCACUAGCGCCCCCUAUCGGCGAGUUGUCGGCGAUCUGCGCGCCACCUGUGGGCGACCUGAGAAUGUCAGCAUGCUGGCCAGCCCGGAGAACACGGACGACCUGGGCGAGAGCACCCCCAGCGGCUCAGUGGACGGAGACGAGGUGCUGCUGAGGCGGCAGGCGCUGCACGACAACUUACGGGAUAUAUUUGAUAAGGUGGACCCGGAGGGUUUCGGAGAAGUGCUCGCCGUCGACUUUCUCCGGGCGAUGAGCUCUGCUGAGUUUGUUGAGUGUGUGGACGUGGGCAAACGAGUUCAACUGGCCGACCGGAUCCGCUCUGGGGAGCUGGAGCUGGUCACCUACCAGGAGUUUGUCAACGUGCUACUGAACACGCGGCUUUGGUGUCGGCCCAACACGGACGUGCUGGUCUGA
Molecule: messenger RNA, 461 nt
Organism: Amphibalanus amphitrite
Lineage: Eukaryota; Metazoa; Arthropoda; Thecostraca; Balanomorpha; Balanidae
Exons: 4
Coding region: 120-461 (113 amino acids)
Source: RefSeq, a predicted model, not a curated record